This is a messenger RNA of Cyprinus carpio (common carp), 4726 nucleotides long. It is a transcript of the gene ugcg, whose product is annotated as UDP-glucose ceramide glucosyltransferase. Gene Ontology annotation, biological process: glucosylceramide biosynthetic process. Gene Ontology annotation, cellular component: membrane. NCBI's taxonomy places the organism in Eukaryota, Metazoa, Chordata, Actinopteri, Cypriniformes, Cyprinidae. The record is from RefSeq and is a predicted model, not a curated record. Gene Ontology annotation, molecular function: ceramide glucosyltransferase activity.
CGUCAUCACUUCUGCUAUGCGCUGAUUCCCACAGAGCCGCCUGCUCAGCGCAGUCCUCUGAGAGUGUGACAGUGUAUAAUAGAUAGUGUGUGUGUGUGAGUGUGUGUGUGAGAGAGAGAGAUCCAGCAUUAGGGCCGAACACUGAGGUGUCAGCGCAUCCGGACACAGGACAGCCAUGGCCCUGCUCGAUCUCGCCCUGCAAGGCUUCUCCAUCUUCGGCUUGCUCUUGUUCAUCGUGCUCUGGCUCAUGCACCUCGUGUCCAUCAUCUACGUCCGUUUGCAUCUCAACAAGAAGACCACAGAAAAGGUGCCGUACAGCAAACUGGCUGGUGUGUCACUGCUGAAGCCCCUCAAGGGUGUGGACCCCAAUCUCAUAAACAAUCUGGAGACGUUUUUUGAGCUGGACUAUCCCAAGUAUGAGAUUCUGCUGUGCGUCCAAGACCAUGACGAUCCAGCCAUUGAUGUUUGCAAAAAGCUGCUGGGCAAAUAUCCGAAUGUUGAUGCCAGGUUAUUUAUAGGGGGUAAGAAAGUUGGCAUCAAUCCAAAAAUAAAUAACCUCAUGCCAGCUUAUGAGGGGGCAAGGUACGAACUCGUCUGGAUCUGUGACAGUGGCAUUCGAGUGAAGCCAGACACUCUCACUGAUAUGGCUAAUCAGAUGACGGAGAAGGUGGGACUGGUUCACGGCCUUCCUUACGUGGCAGACAGACAAGGAUUUGCCGCCACAUUGGAGCAGGUUUAUUUUGGAACCUCACAUCCUCGUUCCUACAUCUCGGCCAAUGUAACGGGAAUCAAGUGUGUGACGGGGAUGUCGUGUCUCAUGAGGAAGGACAUCCUGGACCAAGCGGGUGGGCUGAUUGCGUUUGCCCAGUACAUCGCUGAAGAUUACUUCAUGGCCAAGGCCAUCGCAGACAGAGGAUGGAAAUUUUCCAUGGCAACGCAGGUAGCCAUGCAGAAUUCUGGCUCGUACUCCAUUGCACAAUUCCAGUCUCGCAUGAUCAGAUGGGCCAAACUAAGAAUCAACAUGUUGCCGGCCACCGUCAUCGAGCCCAUCUCCGAGUGCUUUGUGGCCAGUCUUAUCAUCGGCUGGGCCGCCCACCAUGUGUUUCGCUGGGACAUCAUGGUGUUUUUCCUGUGCCAUUGCCUGGCCUGGUUCAUUUCGGAUUACAUCCAGCUGAGAGGAGUACAGGGCGGCCCUCCAUCCUUCUCUAAGCUGGACUACGCAGUGGCUUGGUUCAUCAGGGAGUCCAUGACAAUUCAGAUUUUCUUGUCCGCUCUUUGGGACCCCACCAUCAGCUGGAGGGCGGGACGCUACCGAUUGCGUUGCGGAGGUACGGCAGAGGAAAUCCUGGAUGUUUAAACGGCACCGUGUGCCUGGGACUAUGCACUGGUGUGAACAUGGACACAGAACUGAGAAGAUGUGGAUGCAGAUGGACAAACGAACUGCAACUUUUUUUUGUUUUGGGUUUUAUUCCAACUUCUGAUAGUUUUUAACCUGCGACUUUAACAAAUAGAUUAUUUAUGUCCUUGGUGCUUUUUUUGUUUUCCUGUGCGGUCUCUUGACAAUUGAGACCUCGUUCUAGAUGAGCCAAAAGUGAUGAAGAAGAGAACUUGUGUGGAAACGAUGUCUGGCGAGGAGGCGGCACUUCAGCGGGCAUCAGUAACCCUGAUAAAAAAGAAUCUAAAUGUAACUUUUUUUUUAUUUUUAAAGGUCCCUGCAACAUGUUUAGUGGUGGUUGAACAGCUCUGUAUUUCGUGACAUAUCCAUUUUAUAAUAAGUUGGAUGGACAGUUUUUAACGAUAAUAGUGGGGUGGAGAAUGACUGAAGCCUGUUAAAAUGGCACUAGCGCAUGAAUGGAUAAUUUGCUUAUCACAGUGUUGCUCUCAACAUACAGCAAUCUUGCCAUAUUUGAAAAAUUUUUGGACUUUUGGAUGCUCGAAACAGAUCCACUCAGGUCCAUUUUAUGUUUACUGGACAGAGCAAUAUCUUCAGUAGAGGUAAUACAUAGGGAAUUGUGGCAUACUGUCGACGACUCUUGUACAGUCUUUGCAUUCUUCCUGCAGUAUUGGAGCAUGAGGUUUACUCCUCAACAUGAUAUCUGCAGACUCAAUCGCAUAUCUUAUGAAAUUUAGUGCCAUUUGAAGAGCAAGCGGUUUUAUUGUUAUAAUUUUGACAUCUUUAACGCUUUUCUUCAAGGUCUUUAUCUUCCCGUGCUUUGUUCUCUGCAGUAGUUGCUCUCGUACCAGGAUCAGGGUUUGCUAAAACACAUUUCCUGCCCUGCUGCUGUUUGUUUGAGAAGCUGUCAGUAUUUUCUUGAUGUUUGACUGGAUAUAAAUUGUCCAAACAUUUCAUCCGAUGCCAUUUCAGUUAAACCAAAUUCUUUUGACGUCAAGAGUUAGAGAAGUUAAAGUGUACUCGUUUUUUUUGAGUUGAAACAAUUUGGCAUGAGUGGGUGUGUGUUCAAUUUUAUAGAAACAUUUGAUGCAUUUCAAAAUAUGACAGUCGCACUCUACUCGUUCCCCAUUUAACAUAAAUACUCUUUUCAGUCAAACAGUAUUCACGAAACAAUUGACAUUCUUCUCCAUCUUCCCCUUUUUUCCUAUGGUUGUAUCUUGAGGAACUGCUUGUUUUUUGUUUCGUACUGCCAGCACUUUGUUGUUAAACUGCUCUUUCUGCAUUUUCCUCAUUUCUUGACUCUUGUGGUGUUCAUAAAUCAUGCCGCUGAUCGAGAAGAACCCAUGCCGGCACUGACAGUAUUGUUUAACAGAUAAUCUACUCAUUCACCUGAACUGUUCAAGCCUUGUUGUUAUUUUCAACCAUAAUAUGUGAUUCUGAAAAAAACCUGUUGGCUUGAGCUGUGUGCAUGUGUCUUCAUAUUCCAUCAGCUGCCAUUUAGGAAGUGCUAAACACUGUUUUAGCCCAAUGCCAACCCUCCCUUGUUUGAGUGUUUGUUCUGGUGUUGGUUUAUUAUUUCUAAUUUGAAUACAUCUGAUUUUGUUCUACUGAACGCUUUGGGCUGACUGUUGGAAAUAAACUGUGUUUUGUGCAUGAGGCCACGGAAUGAAUGCCAUUUGUUCGUAACAUGGCAGUUGAAGUAUUAACAGUUGGGGAUCAAUCAAUUAGCAAUAAUCAUAUGCAUUAUUAGUUCUACUCUAUUCAGGCUAUGAAACGAAAGCAAGCUUCCAAACCCAUUUCUGUGUCCAUUUGUGGUACAAUAAACAUUUCAGAUUUUGUUGACCGUUACACAUUGAUUAUACCUCAGUGGGCCUCAUUCAUGAAACACGAACAGAGUUUUUGUGAAAUCAUUCAAAAAAACAUUCUUACAGAAUUAAUUUGUGAAACCAUUACAUUUAAUAAUUGGUAAAACUAUUCUUUUGUAAAUUGGAAUUGGUUUUACUAAUUAUUUAAUUGAAGGUAACAAUUAUUCAGUUUGGUGCGUCAGUUUAUGCAAACAAGGUUUUGCAAAUUAUUCCAAUAAUUCUUUAGUAAACUUGCAUUGAAUUGAAUAAUUGAAUGAAUUCUUGCAUAAUAUAGAUUGAAUAAUUCGUUAAAACCAUUCUUGCGUAAACGAUCGCAUUGAAUUCUGUGCUACAGUUAUAUAAUAAUGGUUUCGCGAUAUGUUAUUACUUAAGAAUGUUUUUAUGAACGAAUCAGAAAUUCAUUCUGCUUUUGAAUAAGGCCCGAUGUGAUAUAGUUCUGCACCACUGAUAAAACCGAAUGUACCUUCGCAUGAACAUGUGACUAACGUUUUUUCAUCGUCUUAUCGGUAACGUCUGAAACACCACAGUAGAAACUUUAGGGAAUGGGAAAGCUGGCAUUUUCUGCAACUGUUGCUCUCUUUGACUUUCAGCCGUAUCUGCUUAUAAUAUAUAUGUGAAAUAUUGUGUCAAAAAAGAAACUUCACCUCAUUUACGAAAAGUCUACGAUGCACUGUAAAUUUCCCGUUUAGACUUUUCCCCUCUUCGUGUGGCUGUGAGAGAAUGCUGCUGAAUGCGUGUUUUCAGAAAUAUUGCCUUUUUUUUUAAGUCAGUUCUGAAAGGAUUGUAUUAUCAUAACGUUUUGUGGGGAACUGGACUUUUUUCCGUGAGUGUACAGUUGUAUGUUUGUCGGAUUAACAUGUUUUGUGAAGGACUGGUGACCCGUAUGAGAAAAUGUGCGUUAACAAGUAACACAGAAUGGUUGAGACAAUAUGGUAGUGAGCUGCCUAGACGGUCUCAAAAUAUCUUGAGACAAAGCCAGUUUGAGUUUUAAGUGUCAUGUGCUAUUAUUUUACAGUUGCGACAUUUCACUCAUUUAAGUCAUCUUUCUUUACUACAGCCUUGAACUCAAAGCGACAGAGAGAAACUACUACAUGUUUACCAUACGGUCAUCAGUCAGAGUAGAAAAAAAAGUCUAGUGGUGAUCCACCACUUUUAUUUUAUGUGCUGUAAAGUUGACAAAAAAGUAAGAAAAAUACAUAAUUUGUUUUAAAAUAUGUACAGUUUAUUUAUGAAGUUUGGUUGAUAUCCAUUACAUACACUGCUUCCUAAAGCUUAAUUUAUCAAGUUGUACAUUUUUAUUUGUUCGUUUUUUUGCAGUGUAAAAGUGUGGUUGGACAGACUUCAGCUUUUGAACUUUUGUGUUAUUUUGUAGAUGUUGUGUACUGUACGCUUGAUGCUGAAUGCGUAAUCCACAGCUGGAAACUGUGUCGUUACAGAUAAAUUAAAGCUUUAUCAAGCAAUAUAAGAA